AUGGGAUAAAUAGAAUCUAUAGAAAAUAAUAACAUAGAGUCUAAUAACUUACCAUAAAUUCAAGGAGCAGCUGUCUAGAAGACAGGAGAGGCCACUGGAGAUAAUUAAAACCAGACUUAAAAUCCAACUCCUACUGAUAGAGCAAACUUAUUUGGAGAAAAAGAAAAGCCCGAACCGAAAAUAUACUUAAAACUUAACUUGCCAACUCAUAAGCAACUAACGAUUCUUGGAAAUUAGGAAUUUAGAUCACUACUUAACCUUGAGAAAUAAACAUCAGACUAUGUAUUUUGCAAACUUGCGAAACUGCAUAAGAAUCUGAACUCUUAAAAGGAAAUAUAGCAGUUCUAGAAGUGCAAAUCUCUCGCUUCUUUCUAAACAUUCGGAGCCCACACCGAGGGUAGAAUGUUCUCCCCUGAUAAGUCUAAAAAGGUCUAUAAUCCUCAUAACGCUUCAACUCUAUCAAUACUAGGGACGCUUAUCAAGGAAAAUAAAAUAAAAAAGUGGAAUCAUGACACUGUCAACAUCUAUGAAGUGCUUUGUGGAAUGGCUGUGCUUGCCUAUGCAAAUUACUUCUAAAAGAUAAGGUUCAUUUAUACUUUAUUUGACUUCGAUGGGAAUUAAGCUCUAGAUAUUAAUGAGGUUUCUAUAAUGGUUAUAUGCUUUUGUGCUGGGUGGGCAAGAUAUACAGAUAUAGUUAUGCCGUCAAACAAAAAGCUUGAAGGCUUCGGAGAAUACGUAUCAGAGACAGUUCCAGAUGGAAAGAUAUCGAUCUAGGAGUAAUUUGAUAUUCGUUAACAAUUUAGUCUUGGCCACUGGAUAGAGGUAAAUGAUGAAAUAAUGGGAAUGCUGAGUAGGUAUGAGCCUCCUUUGGAAGUUGAUGAGAAAGAUUCAACAUUUCUUAAGCUCGAAAGAAAUAGAUCUGAUCUAGUCCAAAAUAGUUAAACUCCUUUGUUGAGUCAAAACACUACUAUGUACUCAUAGAAAUAUGAUUCAAAUAACAAUUUGAUAAGAGAAUAAGUUAAGUUGCCUGCAAUUGGCAACUAAGUCAAAAAGAAUAUUCUUACUGUGUAUGUGAGAUCCAUAUCGAAAUCAGAUCAUUUGAGAAGAAUUGCAGUUUCACUGUUCAACUUCCUAGAUAAGGAUUAGAAUGGCUAUUUAUCCUUUGAGGAGAUGCUUUACAAGAUUAUUCCAGGGGCAACUAAAGAACACGUGAAUAAAAUGAUGGCCUGGGUCAAGGAAGAAGACGAAGUCACUAUUAAGGCUGUGCUUAAUUAUAAAAUGCCUUAGCUGCAGUAAAAGAAAACUGACUAAAAGGUAUUAAGCUUCCAGCAGAUGAGAGACUAUAUACAUGUAUUUGUGAAUAUCGACCAUGAUGUGGAUGGUUUCAUAAACAUAGAAAAUUUUAGGAAGUGCUUCUCAACUGUUAUGAAUACUAAGCAGAUACACGAUUUGUUCUGGGAUCCGAUCCUAAAUGAUUUCAGGAAGAUAGAAAUCAACGAGUUUCUGGAGAUAAUGAAGCCUAAGGAGUGCGUGAUUAGCAAAGAAAUACUGAAUAGUCAGGUUAAAGAGUAUCUAAGAUAAUUAACUGAACAGAAAAAAGGUGAGCUGAUUGAGAGAGGAUUACUAAAUCCAAGUUCUAUGAAGAAAUCUGUGAUUAAGGAUAAAGGGUCUAAGUUGAAUGCUAUUGAAUAAACAUAAGAGACAUUACAGUCCAAGAAAUCGGUAGAAGAUAGGCUUAAGACGUUAUCUGUCGACGAGAAAAAAAUGACUUCGAAGUAGACUAUGAUUUAUCACUCUCUGGGAGUCAUUGUGAAUCUAUUGAUUCUUUCAGCCUUUGGAAAUCAAAUCUAGAAUAAGGAGAAAUCUGUGUCAUGUCAAUAUGACGAGGACACAGAUCAGGUAUACAAUAAAAACUAUGAUUUCCAAUACAAGAAUGUUUCAUUCAGAUACAACAUGCUUUUGAUGAUAUUUACGAUUUUCCACUUGCUUGAGCUAUAUAGAAGCACUUUGACAUUACUGAAGUUAAGAAUUUAGAACAGAAAAGAUUCUUAUUAUUUGAUUAAGAUGAUUUCAAUGUUUGAUAAAGACAAUUCAAAUAAAGAGCAGCUGCUAUCAUCCAGUGCCCUAGAUUAGAAUCUGUAUACUGAUCCAAAGACAGGUAGAAACUAUAUAUCUAAUAAACACUUUAAGGAUGAAAUUCUUAUCAUAAGGAUUGAGGGCUAACUUAAAUAUCUUCAAAUGAAUGAUAUUCUGUUUUUCAUCGGAUUCUUUGCAAUGCAUAUGAUUCUAUUUGACAAAUCAUCAGAUUUAUGCUUAUAAAAUUUCCUUCCAGUAAGAGGUACUUUUCUCUCAUUCAUGCUGACAUUUUAUUGGAUGCUGAUAGGCACAUUCAUGUGUGCAUGUAUCAGUUACCGAUGCUUCUUAGCUAGAGACGAUUAUCUUACAAGAGUGAGGGACUUAGAUUUCGAAGAUUUGGAGCUAAUAACAUCAUUAGAUUUUAAGAACGAAAUUAAAUUGAUUAGUCAACCUCCUAAGAAAAAUAUACUAUGA
Molecule: messenger RNA, 2550 nt
Organism: Stylonychia lemnae
Lineage: Eukaryota; Ciliophora; Spirotrichea; Sporadotrichida; Oxytrichidae
Source: the annotation of a GenBank genome assembly